AUGUCGAAAACCAAGUCCGUUACCAAGAAGGGCUCUGAGAAGCCUGCUGCCAAGGCCUUGAGCAAGGUCAAGGAUGCCGGUGUCACCAAGGCUGCUCAGUCUCCCAAGGCUAAGAGCAAGCAAAUCGCGCGCGACCUUGCUGGCAAGGAGGAAAAGUCCAAGCGCAAGAAGAAGGAGCCUACUCCCAGCAGCAGCUCUGAGUCUGAGUCCGAGUCUGAGUCCUCUAGCUCCGAAAGUGAGAGUGAGGAGGAGAAGCCCGCCAAGAAGGAAGUGAAGAAGCCCGCUAAGAAGGAAGUCAAGAAGCCUGCUAAGAAGGAAGCCGAAUCUUCCUCAUCCUCCGAGUCGGAGUCCGACUCCAGCGACGAGGAGAUGAAGGACGCUUCCAGCAGCGAGAGCGAGGAGGAGGAGAAGCCGGCUAAGCCAGUCAAGGCUGAGCCUAAGGCUGCUAAGAAGGCCGAGUCGAGCGAGUCAUCAUCAGAGGAAUCCGAUUCCGACUCCGAGUCUUCCGAGGAAGAGAAGGCCCCUAAGGCCAAGGCCGCCGCGGAGUCUAGCGGCAGUGAAGAGUCCGACUCUGAUAGCGAAGAAGAGGCCCCCGCCAAGGCCAAGAAGGCCGACGCAAAGGCUUCUGAGUCUGAUGAUUCGGGCUCUGACAGCUCCGAAGGCUCUUCGGACUCUGACUCUGAUAGUUCCGAGUCCGAGUCUGAGGAUAGCGAGAAGCCCAAGGACUCCAAGAAGCGCAAGGCCGAGGAAGAGGCAUCCCCUGUUUCCAAGAAAACUAAAACUGAGGAGGGUGCGUCAGCUAACCUUUUCGUUGGCAACCUCUCCUGGAAUGUCACCGAGGACUGGCUUCACCAAGAAUUCGAAAGCUUCGGUGAGCUCUCCGCGCGCAUCAUGACUGAGCGCGAAACCGGCCGCUCCCGCGGAUUCGGUUACGUCGAAUUCACCAACGCCGCCGAUGCCGCCAAGGCCUACGAAGCCAUGAAGGAGGCCGAAAUCGAUAACCGCAAGAUCAACCUCGACUAUGCUACCGGACGUCCCGCCAACAAGGACCAGGGGGAUCGCGCUCAGAACCGUGCUCGAUCUUUCGGUGACCAAGCUAGCCCUGAAAGCGACACUUUGUUCGUGGGCAACCUGCCGUUCAGUGCCAACGAGGACUCUGUGCACGAGGUCUUCGGUGGUCAGGGAACCGUCCUGGGCAUUCGUCUACCUACCGACAUGGAAUCCGGCCGGCCAAAGGGUUUCGGUUACGUCCAAUACUCGUCUGUGGAUGAAGCUCGCCAGGCUUACAAUGACCUCCAAGGCGCUGAGAUCGACGGUCGCCCAGUCCGCCUAGACUUCAGCACCCCCCGUACUAACAAUGGAGGUGACCGUGGUGGUCGUGGAGGCGGUCGUGGAGGCUUUGGUGGCCGCGGUGGUGGUCGUGGAGGCCCUCGUGGCGGUGGUGGCCGUGGCGGUCGUGGAGGCUUUGGUGGACGCGGCGGCGGAGGUCCUCCCAACCGCGCGCGUGGUGGUAUUCCUGAGUUCAAGGGCACCAAGAUGACCUUCUAA
Messenger RNA from Aspergillus puulaauensis, 1548 nucleotides. Its product is annotated as putative nucleolin protein Nsr1. NCBI's taxonomy places the organism in Eukaryota, Fungi, Ascomycota, Eurotiomycetes, Eurotiales, Aspergillaceae. The coding region runs from base 1 to 1548 and encodes 515 amino acids. The transcript has a single exon. Gene Ontology annotation, molecular function: mRNA binding. The record is from RefSeq and is a predicted model, not a curated record.